CGGAGAGCACGCUAUCAACGUCAUUCUAUCUUUGUUUUACAUCUAAUGAGCAAUAAAGAUAAAAUGAUGCAACAGCGCUGAUAGCGCGCUCCCCGAACGCAGCCAUAGUGAAAUUACAAAAGUGAGCGAAUUUACUAAAAUAUCUAUGAUCUUAUUGGUCAACAACUAGUAAAUUUGCUCACUUUUGUAAUUUUCACUACAUUGCAUGGAUACACAAUCGACUCCCUGAGCCGCGGGAUUCUUGUAUAUGCGAUAUCCAGUUGUGUAUAGAAAUCAGUGAACAUAUUUUGCGUGAAAUAGAAAUUGCAGUGCACACGACUGUGUUAAGUGAGGUCAGUUGAAGUGUUCGAUUGCUCAAAUGAACAAAAAUGAGUCAAUGAACAGAUACGGGCCUCUCGUCGGUGCAAUCGACGAAGGCACGAGCAGCGCCAGAUUUCUGGUUUUUGCAACAAAUACAGCAGAAGUCUUGACAUAUCAUCAAAUCUCAAUAUCAAGGACUUCUCCGCAAGAAGGAUGGGUUGAACAAGAUCCUUUAGAAAUAUUGAAAGCUGUUAAAGAAUGUCUUAAGCAAACUGUAUUUAAUUUGAGGCAGCUGAGAAUUGAUCCAGCUGACAUAGUUGCUAUUGGUAUAACAAAUCAGAGAGAAACUACGGUUGUAUGGGAUUCCGUCACAGGAGAACCACUUUAUAAUGCCAUAGUAUGGAUGGAUAUGAGAACUGCAUCAAUUGUGGAUGAGAUAUUAAAUGGAGUACGCAAUAGAAAUAAAAAUUAUUUGAAGCCACUUUGCGGCCUGCCAAUCAGUCCAUAUUUUAGUGCAUUAAAAUUAAAAUGGUUGCUAGAAAAUGUAUCUCAAGUUCAAGAAGCACUGGCUGCAAAGCGUCUUAUGUUUGGCACCAUUGACUCUUGGUUAAUUUGGAAUCUGACUGGAGGUGUUGCCGGUGGUGUUCACAGUACGGAUGUUACAAAUGCUUCACGAACAAUGUUGAUGAAUAUUGUGACUUUGAAAUGGGAUCCUACUUUGUUGUCAUUUUUCAAUAUACCUGCUGAGAUUUUGCCUCAAAUAAGAAGCUCCUCUGAGAUUUAUGGUUACUUACAAGAAGAAGUGCUGCAAGGAGUUCCUAUAUCGGGAUGUUUAGGUGAUCAACAAUCAGCUUUAGUAGGUCAACUGUGUUUACAGCAAGGACAAGCAAAAAAUACUUACGGCACUGGUUGUUUUCUUCUCUAUAACACUGGCACAGCUAUUGUGGAUUCAUCCCAUGGCUUGUUAACGACGGUUGCUUAUCAAUUAGGAGCGCACACUGCUCCCGUAUAUGCCCUUGAAGGAUCCAUAGCUAUGGCAGGUGCAGUUGUACAGUGGUUAAAGGAUAAUCUCGAAUUAUUGACUGAUGUAAAAGACUGCGAAGCUAUUGUUAAACAACUGUCGCCAGCAAACAAUCGUGUUAUCUUUGUACCAGCGUUCACCGGAUUGUACGCUCCAUAUUGGAGGAAGGAUGCGCGAAGCGUUAUAUGCGGUCUGAGUGAAGAUACCAAUAGCGCUCAUCUUAUCAAGGCUGCACUGCAAUCGGUAUGCUUUCAGACGAGAGAUAUUCUCGAAGCUAUGAAAAAAGAUACCGGUUUGAAACUGAAAACGUUAUUAGUCGACGGUGCGAUGUCAAACAAUGAUACAUUGAUGCAGAUGCAAGCCGAUAUUAGUGGAAUUCCAGUAGUUAGGCCGAUGUUCAGCGAAACUACUGCAUUUGGAGUUGCGAUUGCCGCAGCAAGCGCAAAGGAAAUACAUAAAUGGGGACAUGUGAAGAUUGAAGAGUGUGCUCCUCCUUGUGAGAGUUUUCUUCCGUCAAUAAGCGAGAAUGAAAGUGAUAUUUUGUACUCCAAGUGGAAAAUGGCUAUCGAUAAGAGUUUAGGAUGGGAGCCGUUACCAGAAAUAAAUGAAGGUACAAAGGAUGUACAUAAAGUGACUGCAGGUGGUGUAUUUAUUAUUAGCACUAUAAUAUUGCUUAUGGUUGCUAAGUACAGAUCUGUUUGAGGCUUGUAGAUGUUUUGUGCAAUAUCGUGCAUUGCAUUUAAAUUUCCACUCAAUAAACAAUGCAAAUGAUUAUUGUUACAAAUGCGAUAAAGAAAUCACUUUAUCUAUAUAAACAUUUAUGAAGUAAAAGAAAGAGUCAAGAAUAAAAGUGCCAUAACAUUAAAAAAGAUGUGUUAAGGCUAUUUUAUGUUUAUGAAAACUAGAUAUAUAUUUAUUGUAACUUAUAUAUUUACCGUUUAUGGAGGUUUCUUUUACUGUCUCAAUAUUUUUAUGACGUUUCUUAUUU
Molecule: messenger RNA, 2309 nt
Organism: Pseudomyrmex gracilis
Lineage: Eukaryota; Metazoa; Arthropoda; Insecta; Hymenoptera; Formicidae
Product: glycerol kinase-like
Exons: 10
Coding region: 359-2023 (554 amino acids)
Biological process (GO): triglyceride metabolic process; glycerol-3-phosphate biosynthetic process; glycerol metabolic process
Cellular component (GO): mitochondrion
Molecular function (GO): glycerol kinase activity
Source: RefSeq, a predicted model, not a curated record